Molecule: messenger RNA, 1375 nt
Organism: Musa acuminata AAA Group (dessert banana)
Lineage: Eukaryota; Viridiplantae; Streptophyta; Magnoliopsida; Zingiberales; Musaceae
Product: plant cysteine oxidase 4-like
Exons: 5
Coding region: 50-907 (285 amino acids)
Molecular function (GO): oxidoreductase activity, acting on single donors with incorporation of molecular oxygen, incorporation of two atoms of oxygen
Source: RefSeq, a predicted model, not a curated record
UCCUAUUCGCACCCAUUACUAUAAGGCUGCUGCCUCUCCCCUCUCGGCCAUGGCCGCGCAGCCCAUGGAAGCUGAAGGCAGCAAGAUGCAGCGGCUGUAUGAUGCCUGUGACAUGGUCUUCUCCUCCGGGAGGGCAGGACUUCCCACUCCGAGGCAGCUCGGAUGGCUCCAAGGCAUCCUUGAUGCCAUGGAACCGGCCGACGUGGGAAUCGAUGGUUCAUCCGGGGAUGAGAGCACGAGCUGUGUCGCCAUUGAUGGAUCUGGGGAUGAGGCUGUGGAUUCUGCAAGCGACGGAUCUGGAGAUGAAAGAUCACGAGCGUCGACGACGUCAGACGAAACAUCAGAAGGAAGCGUUUCGAGUGGGAGAAGCGGCGGCGGCGGCCAUGGACUGAUCUUGGGGCACGCGAUAAAGCAGAUAACGUACAUACACAUCCAUGAAUGCGAGGACUUCUCGAUAGGAGUGUUCUGCUUCCCAGCUGGUGCAAGGCUGCCUCUGCAUGAUCAUCCGAGGAUGGUCGUCCUCACCAAAGUGUUGUAUGGUUCCAUAGCACUCAAGUCCUAUGACUGGGUCACCACCCCAAUCUCCAACCCUAAAAGAAGUGGGUUAGCAAAGGUUGUAGCUGAUGAUUCUGUCCUCCAAGCCUCAUCCAAGGCAUCAGUUUUGUUCCCAAGGAGUGGUGGCAACAUACAUUCUCUGAUUGCCUUGACUCCUUGUGCCAUACUGGAUGUCUUGGCUCCACCAUACUCGGAGGAGCAAGGAAGGCCAUCAACCUACUACGUUGACAUCCCCAUACCUCCUCUUCCCGGAUUUGUGGUGCUGGAGGAGAUAGACACGCCCGACGAUCUCCGUGUCGCCGGAGCUCCAUACCUCGGCCCUGAGCUCCUCUUCGACUUGGAUUCCUGCUGACAGAUACCGAGUGUUUUGUACAGAGGAAAUCUAACUCCACUGUGUAUAGAUUGACAUUUUGAGAAUGAGGUCGAAACAUGAGGUUGGAUACUGGAAGUGUUGUGGCUAAGUAAACCUCAGAUAUUUCUUCCUGUUCUUUAGACCCCGCAGUUCCUUCCACCGGUAGCGUGCUUCAGAUCGAGAAAGCAUGAGCUUUGCAUGGAGUUCUUUGGCACGCUUCAUGGCUUUAAUUUGAUCAAAUACACAUCAAAUGACAAGACCGAAUGUUUGUUUUCUGCCAACCAAAUCAACAUCAAACUGUUUCCCAUGCAAAUUCAAUCUCUGCAUGCAACAACAACAACAACAAGAAUCUUAGUUCUUUGUAAGUCAAUUUCUCAGGUAAUAUCAAAAGCAUUCAAUUUAUUAUAAUUCUUUGAUGUAAUCUUCAAAUGUCUCAAUAAUAUCCAUAAUAUGGUAAAUGACAAAUAA